AUGUCAUCAAGAAGCACACCAACAAAUAUUAAUAACAAUUCUAAUAAUAAUUUGAAUAUUCCAAAAGUGAGACCUUCUGAUCGAUUAUCUCCACAUACUCGAAUACUUGUUACAAAACUUGAGCAUAGUAUGCUCAGAAAAAGUCGUUCGAUAAUGUCAUUGAUGUUCGGACGGAAAAAAGUGAAAGAUCGAGUUGAAAAAGGACAUCCUUAUCGAGAGGUUUGUUAAUUUUAUCACUUUUUUUUCGAGUUGUAAUUGGAAACCCAUUCCAAUCGAGAAAAUAAACAUAAAAUAAUCAGUCAAAUGAAUAUGUUUCAGGCAUCUGUUUCUCAUGCAUUAGUUGUGAUAUUUUUGGAAUAUUUUGCAUGGGGACUUUUAACUGUGCCAGUUAUUAAUGUGCUCGCUGAAACAUUUCCCACCAAUAAAUUUCUCAUGAAUGGAUUAGUUCUCGGAGUUAAGGUAAGUUUAAUUUUGAUGAAGUUAUUAAUUUAUUUCCAACAAAUCAUUUCAGGGUCUUCUAUCAUUUCUUUCUGCUCCAUUAGUCGGUGCACUUUCGGAUGUUUGGGGCCGAAAAACAUUUCUAAUUCUCACAGUAUUUUGCACAUGUAUGCCAAUACCGUGCCUAAAAAUCAGUCCAUGGUGGUAUUUUGCCCUUUUCAGUCUCAGCGGAUUAUUUUCUGUGACUUUUAGUGUAAUUUUGGCAUAUGUUGCCGAUAUCACUGAUAAACAGGUAUGUUUCAAGGAAGUGGAGAAUAAUAAUGAUGAUUAGUGUUUCAUUUAUAUUUUUUAGGAACGAUCUUCGGCGUAUGGAUUAGUUUCAGCUACAUUUGCUGCAUCUUUGGUGACAUCACCUGCUUUGGGAGCUUAUAUUUCGGAAACCUAUGGCGAUAAUUUUGUGGUUUUGUUGGUGAGUUUUUUGGGCAGGAAAAAUAUUGAAAAUGUGGAGAGAGAGAAAAGACCAAUAAAAAUAUUUCAAAAGAUAAAACGUGAAUUCUGACGUGAAAUUUCAAAUUCGCUUUCCUAGUGGUUGUACUCAUUCAUUUCUUAAAUAAUUCUCAAAUUUGCUUAUUUUAAUUUGGGAAAAUGAAAGAAAAAUGUCCUUCUUUUUUAACUCUAAUUAUUCUCAAAAAUAUUUUAAGAGAAUCAGUCCUCUGAAAUGAUCAGAAAUACGAAAAUCCUAUGAAAAUUAGAAUCAGAUAAAUGAUACAAAUCUUUGACGAUCUUCGUUCUAACCUAAACCGUUUCCUUAUUUAUUUCAUUGAUUUUGUUUUUCUUUAGGCGACGGCAGUUUCAAUAAUUGAUGUAAUCUUCAUUAUAUUAUUUGUUCCUGAAUCUCUACCAUCUCGUCGUUCUUCAACAACUUCUUCAUCUUCACCUGGAACAUCUAAUCAAAUUCCAUCACCACACGAUGUUUUCAAUUGGCAAUCUGCAGAUCCAUUCGGUUCGCUUCGAAUUGUUUGGGAAGAUAAAUUAGUCCUACAACUUGCCACCAUCGUUUUUCUAUCAUAUUUGCCAGAAUCCGGACAAUUUUCUUGCUUUUUUGUCUAUUUGAAAUUAGUGAGUCUAUCCUUAAAGUGUUACAAAUAUCAAGUUUGUUUCAGGUAGUCGGAUUUUCACCAGAAGCUGUUGCCAUGUAUAUUGGAUUAGUUGGUAUUUUGUCAGUUGUCGCACAAACUGGACUAUUAUUGAUUUUAACGAAUCGAUUUGGUACAAAGCACACGAUUACACUUGGUCUCAUUUUCCAACUUAUUCAAUUGACUUGGUAUGGUCUCGGAACACAGUGAGUUUUUUUGGGAUGAAAAAGGGUUGGAGAAAAACUGAUUUGAAAAUAUAAUUCUGAAAUAUUGCUUAUUUGGGUGUUAAUAUUUUAAACACCGCUAAGCUUUGAAACUUGGUUUUUUUUUUACUUUUUAUUUUUUGUUCAUUUCUGGUUGUAAAUUUGACUUCGAAAAUUUUGCAACACGAAUUCAGAUUGAAAUAUUGAGAUGUUUCUGAUGAAAUUCUGAGAAUAUUAACGUUUGCAGCCAAAUUCAAGAUAUUCGAUAUUUGAAAAAAAAACUAUAAAAUCAGGGCUCACCGAAAAAUCUUGAAGUUAAAAAAGAAGAAAAUUAGUUAAAAUAUAGAAGAAAAUGAGGAUUCCGAUGAAAUGUUUGAUUUCAAAGUUUUUUUUCUUUUUUUUUUCUUUUAAUUUUUUAACUACAAAAAAUCUUCAUUUUUUCCCAUUCAAAAAUGUGAAUAACUCAGAUAUUGGAUGAUGUGGGCAGCGGGUGUUUUGGCUGCAAUGAGUUCAAUCACAUAUCCAUCAAUUUCCGCUUUCGUCUCAAUUUUAUCCGAUAAAGAUAAACAAGGAACAGUUCAAGGUGUUAUCACUGGAAUUCGUGGACUUUGUAGUGGAUUUGGUCCAGCUCUUUUUGGUUUCGUUUUCUAUUUGUUCGAUGUUGAUCUUGAAGAUGAGAAAAGUGUUGGAUUACCAGCUGCUUUGGGUCGAAAAAGUAAUGAGAAGAUUUUGUCGCCAAGUAGAAAUGAAUCAACAUGGGUUGAAAGAGCGGCUUUCGAUUGGCAGUUCAUACCUGGUCCUCCAUUUUUAAUUGGCGCUGUUAUGGUGUUAUUUGCUCUUUUGAUCAAUUCAGCAUUACCGCAAACACCUGGGUUUAGCAAAUAUUUUAGAAAGUGAGUUUUUCACAUAGGUUUGAUAUUUCUUAAAUGAAAAACGAAUUAUUAGAUCUCCAAGUCAUUCUCGACAAUCAUCUGAUACGGCUCGAUUAUUAUCAUCCGACAAUUCACCACAUUGUUAA
Messenger RNA from Caenorhabditis angaria, 2795 nucleotides. NCBI's taxonomy places the organism in Eukaryota, Metazoa, Nematoda, Chromadorea, Rhabditida, Rhabditidae. The record is from the annotation of a GenBank genome assembly.